Molecule: messenger RNA, 696 nt
Organism: Striga hermonthica
Lineage: Eukaryota; Viridiplantae; Streptophyta; Magnoliopsida; Lamiales; Orobanchaceae
Source: the annotation of a GenBank genome assembly
AUGGAAGUAGCACCAAUUUUACAGCCAUGCAACAAUCAUCACCAUCCGGAGAGCGACUCGAGCACGAACUCACCGGCCCGCCGAGACCGAAACGAGCCGAUCCUGCUGGAUCUGACCCUGUCGGCCCAGGAUCCGGCCCAUCCCAAUAAAGCCCCACCGACCGAGAUUGAGAAUCACGUUUCCGAAAGUCGCGUCUUCUCUUGCAACUACUGCAACCGCAAAUUCUACAGCUCCCAGGCGCUGGGAGGCCACCAGAACGCCCACAAGCGCGAGCGGACCAUCGCCCGACGGGGCCAGCGCGGCGCCGCCGAGCAGAGGUUCCCGAGCAUGGCGUCCCUGCCGCUGCAUGGGUCCCUCGCGGCCAGCAGGUCGCUAGGGAUACAGGUCCACUCAAUGAUCCACAAGCCGGGUUUUUCGUCGGGCUAUUACGGGGCGGUCGGGUACGGGUAUCCGGGUUGGGCGAGGAAGGCCAUGGAUCAGCAGCCGGGGGUGGGUCGGCUGGAGGUGCCGGAGGCUUCGUCGGGGAGCGGUGGUUGGAGGUUCCCGGCGGUGGCGGUUGCGGACGGGGCACGCGAAGGGUUGUUCAGAUCGUCGUGUGAUAGUGGGUCCCGUUUGAAGAAUAUUAGUGCUAAUAAUAAUAAUAGUAGUAAUAAUCAAGAGGAGCUCAAAAAAUUGGAUUUGUCUCUCAGAUUAUGA